This is a messenger RNA of Lonchura striata (white-rumped munia), 1100 nucleotides long. The record is from RefSeq and is a predicted model, not a curated record. Lineage: Eukaryota; Metazoa; Chordata; Aves; Passeriformes; Estrildidae.
GGGGCUGGGGUGGCCACAAGUGACAGUCGGCGGCGCGUCCCCUUCCAGCGGCCGGGGCUGCGGAGCCGCCCUGGGGCUGCUCCAAGAUGCACGGGACCACGCGGGUGAAGAUCACCGAGCUGAACCCCCACCUGAUGUGCGCCCUCUGCGGCGGCUACUUCAUCGACGCCGCCACCAUCGUGGAGUGCCUGCACUCGUUCUGCAGGACCUGCAUCGUUCGCUACCUGGAGACCAACAAGUACUGCCCCAUGUGCGACGCGCAGGUGCACAAAACGCGGCCCCUGCUCAGCAUCCGGUCAGACAAAACCCUCCAGGACAUCGUCUACAAGCUGGUCCCGGGGCUUUUCAAAGAUGAGAUGAAGAGGAGGCGUGACUUCUACGCCGCGUACCCGGUGGCUGAGGCUGCCCUGGGCUCUCAGGAGGAGCGAGGCGAGGUGGCCGAGCGGGACCAGGGCGCGGGGCCUGAGGAGGAGAUCGUCAGCCUGUCCAUCGAGUUCCACCGGGACUGCAGGGAGGAGCUGAGAGGAGCCACCGAGAACGGGGACCUGGACAAGGACAAGGCGGCGCCGCGCCCGCCGGGGCCGGGGCUGCGGUUCCUGCGCUGCCCCGCGGCCAUGACGGUUCUGCACCUGGCCAAGUUCCUGCGCAACAAGAUGGACGUGCCCAGCAAGUACCGGGUGGAGGUGCUGUACGAGGACGAGCCCCUGAAGGAAUAUUACACCCUGAUGGACAUCGCCUACAUCUACCCCUGGAGGAGGGGCGGUCCCCUGGCGCUCAAGUACCGCGUCCAACCCUCCCGCCAGCGGCUCCGGCUGUGCCCGGCGCUGCCACCCGAGGCCACCAACACCAGCGGCGCCUCCGAGGGCUCCGAGUCCGGCAGCGACAGCGCCCAGAGCCCCGGGCUGGCAUCGCCCCCCGGGCUGGCAUCGACCCCCGGGCCCGCCCUCAACGGCUCCGCCUCGAACUGUCACCCGGUGCCACCCGCUUGUCACCCGGUGCCACCCGCUUGUCACCCGGUGCCACCCGGAUGUCACCCGGUGCCACCCGGCCGCGGCCGCAAAACCGCCCUGAACGGCAGCGCGGGCUCGGCCCUGAGCUAA